This is a messenger RNA of Penicilliopsis zonata CBS 506.65, 189 nucleotides long. RefSeq lists its product as hypothetical. The record is from RefSeq and is a predicted model, not a curated record. NCBI's taxonomy places the organism in Eukaryota, Fungi, Ascomycota, Eurotiomycetes, Eurotiales, Aspergillaceae. The annotation marks the transcript as partial. The transcript has a single exon.
AGCUCCUACCGAUCCCUCUCGCCCAAGACACGCGCCCUCUUCGGCGUCGGCCUGAUGGCAUGGGCGUCUAUUGGGCUCUGGACUUCAUCUGAGGUGGAGGGCGCGCUAGGCAUGGUGCCUACGCCGGAGCAGCAGGCGGAUUUGGACCGGAAACUCUCUCUUCGGGUGUCGCGGGUUGACAAAGAGUAG